Molecule: messenger RNA, 3525 nt
Organism: Columba livia (rock pigeon)
Lineage: Eukaryota; Metazoa; Chordata; Aves; Columbiformes; Columbidae
Gene: CHRNA2
Product: cholinergic receptor nicotinic alpha 2 subunit
Exons: 6
Coding region: 549-2150 (533 amino acids)
Biological process (GO): regulation of membrane potential; synaptic transmission, cholinergic; response to nicotine
Cellular component (GO): neuron projection; plasma membrane; synapse
Molecular function (GO): acetylcholine-gated monoatomic cation-selective channel activity; acetylcholine receptor activity
Source: RefSeq, a predicted model, not a curated record
CACCCAUGGCGCAUGAAGCAGCUUAGAGUCAGGGGGGGCAGAAGGAUGGUUGAAACCAGUUAUUUUCUGGUCACCCCAGUAAGGUUUGCAGCACUGGGCUCCAUCUCUGCUAUAAGUCACCUGGGGACCAGAAACAGGGACAAGAUGCUUUGGGGACAAUUUCCCUUGACCGUGUCAUGGUGGCAGCUCAGAUGAGCUCCAGAUGCUGGCUUUGAGGGGACCACAGUGUUGAGGUGGCACCACGGUGACAGUGCCACUCUCUGCUGUCUUUCCAGGGAUGAAAUGUGGGGCAGGUGACUUGGUGGAGGAUCCCAGACCACACAACCACCCCGGACCGGCUGUGUCCCUCCUGAGGUUCUCCCAGCCCACGUCCAGCUCCACCCAUGGCUCCUGCAGCACUCGCUGACGGUGGGGACGCACAGGACACCCUGUCACAGGUCCCCUGUGGUGACUUUCCUCGCUGAGCCUCCUCCCACACCACCACCACCACCAUUGCUCCCCCUGGUCCCUCCUGGUGGGGAUCCCUGGGGGACACUGGUACUGGGAGGAUGUGGCGCCUGUCCCAUGGCAUUGUCCCCUUCGUCAUGUGGUGCUUUGUCACCUUUCAGGCAGUCUCCAGCCUGCAGGACCAGCCGGGCAGCCAUGCCGAGGAGCGUCUCUUCAAGCAUCUCUUCACCGGCUACAACCGCUGGUCGCGGCCAGUGCCCAACACGUCCGACGUGGUCAUUGUGAGGUUCGGGCUCUCCAUUGCGCAGCUGAUCGAUGUGGAUGAGAAGAACCAGAUGAUGACCACGAAUGUCUGGCUGAAGCAGGAGUGGAGCGAUUACAAGUUGCGCUGGGACCCCGCGGAAUUUGACAAUGUCACCUCCAUCCGGGUGCCCUCUGAGAUGAUCUGGAUCCCCGACAUCGUGCUCUACAACAAUGCUGACGGGGAGUUUGCCGUGACCCACAUGACGAAGGCCCACCUCUUCUCCAAUGGCAAGGUGAAGUGGGUGCCGCCCGCCAUCUACAAGAGCUCGUGCAGCAUUGACGUCACCUUCUUCCCCUUCGACCAGCAGAACUGCAAGAUGAAGUUCGGCUCCUGGACAUAUGACAAGGCCAAGAUCGACCUGGAGAACAUGGACCACCACGUGGACCUCAAGGAUUACUGGGAGAGUGGCGAGUGGGCCAUCAUAAAUGCCAUUGGCACCUAUAACUCCAAGAAGUAUGACUGCUGCACCGAGAUCUACCCUGACAUCACUUUCUGCUUCGUCAUCCGUCGCCUCCCGCUCUUCUACACCAUCAACCUCAUCAUACCCUGCCUGCUCAUCUCCUGCCUGACCGUGCUGGUCUUCUACCUGCCCUCCGACUGUGGGGAGAAGAUCACCCUCUGCAUCUCCGUCCUGCUGUCCCUCACCGUCUUCCUGCUGCUCAUCACGGAGAUCAUCCCCUCCACCUCGCUGGUCAUCCCUCUCAUUGGCGAGUACCUCCUGUUCACCAUGAUCUUCGUCACGCUCUCCAUCAUCAUCACCGUGUUUGUCCUCAACGUCCACCACCGCUCCCCCAGCACCCACACGAUGCCCCACUGGGUCCGUAGCUUCUUCCUCAACUUCAUCCCUCGCUGGCUCUUCAUGAAGCGGCCCCCGGCGCUGCCGCCCCCCGAGGGGACCGCGGGGCAGUACGACCUCCCGGGGACCAGGCUCAGCACCUCCCGGUGCUGGCUGGAGACCGAUGUGGAUGAUAAAUGGGAGGAGGAGGAGGAGGAGGAAGAAGAAGAGGAGGAGGAGGAGGAAGAGGAGAAGACGUACCCCAGCCGCAUGUCCCAGGCGGGGUCCCACAGCCAGAACACCCAGUGCCGCUAUGGCUGCAGACGCCAAGCUGGGAAGGUGGUGGGGGGCUCAGCCCCCCGGGCGCCCCCCAAGGGGGAGGAAGAGGAGGCGGUGGGUGCGGAGAAGGGGCUGGUGCUGUCCCCCAGCAUCCUGAAGGCCCUGGAAGGGGUUCAGUACAUCGCGGACCACCUGCGAGCUGAGGACGCUGACUUCUCGGUGAAGGAAGACUGGAAGUACGUGGCCAUGGUGAUCGACCGCAUCUUCCUCUGGAUGUUCAUCAUCGUCUGCCUGCUGGGCACCGUGGGGCUGUUCCUCCCGCCCUACCUGGCGGGGAUGAUCUAGGGACCAGGCUGUGGUGGGGACGGUGGGCAGUGCAGGGUCCCUCCUCCUGGGGAGCGGGCACGGUGGAGCCCAUGUCCAGGCAAACCUCACCUCUCCCCGGGAGAACCCAGUUCAAACCAUGGAGGACCCUUGGGUGCCAAAUGCAGGGUGGAGCAAGGGCUGUGCGACAGGUGACCUGGGGACGGUGUGGAGGGACAGCUCCUUGCCCUCCUGCCCGGGGUGGUCUCGGAUGUCCUAGCAUUGAGGAAGGCAUGGGACAGCUUCCCCAUUGCCUGAGCACAGCCUGGAGGCAUCUGGGAGAGGUUUCUGCUUCCUUGAGCUGCUGUAAGUCCCACUCAAAUCCCAAGAGCCAUGUGUCCAACGUGCUGGGCAACCUCACAGGUGCUUUAGGACGUAUUCUGACUGCAGGGUGCUCAGGACCACGGGCUGGCACGGCUGAGCAUGACAUGGGGCAGGUGAUAAUGCUUUGGAUGGUCCAUGCAGAAGGUUGUGAGCUGGUGGUCCCUGCUCGGCUGCAUGGUUUAGGGGUCUCUACUCUGCAAAGCCCAGCCCAAACAUAGACCCUCUGCAGCCCACCGGCAUGAGAGGUUGUUUCCACACCAUCCCCAACCAGAGCUCACGGCAGCAGGAGACAGAACAGCUGUCCCAGGUGGCCAAGAGGCCACCAGCAUCCUGGCUGGUACCAGCACUGGUGUGGCCAGCAGGCCCAGGGCAGUGACCGUCCCUGUGCUGGGACCUGGGAAGGCCAAACCACCAAUCCUGGGGCAGUUCUGGGCCCCUCAUGCCAAGAAAGGCCUUGAGGUGCUGGAGCGAGUGGAGAGAAGGGAACGGAGCUGGUGAGGGGCUGGAGCACAAGUGUGAUGGAGCGGCUGAGGGACCUGGGGGUUCAGUUGGAGAACAGGAGCUGAGGGGAGACCUUCUGAUCUCUGAACUGCCUGAAAGGAGCUUGGAGCCAGGGGGGUCGGGCUCUGCUCCCCAGGAACAAGUGCCAGGAGCAGAGGAAACGGCCUCAAGUUGCGCCAGGGGAGGCGACAGGCAAGCACGGGCACAACAGGACUUUGCGCAUGGUUUAUCUCAGCCGGAAUGACAGCGCUGUGGGAAGAUGCUGGGGAAAAAGCCCGAACCGGACGGUUUCCAACUCAAAAAGCACAAACCGAACAGAGAGCUGUUCUGCUGCCGUUGCUCAACACGGAGCAGCUCAGAGAAAAAUGCAGCUGGAAGAGGCACCGUUCUCCUGGUUUGUGUCACCGAAGGCUGCGGUCCCCGGUGUCCCAUCCCUCCCCGUGCUCUGCGGGCCUGGGGACGGGCACCAGCCACCCGCGCCGGACCCACCUCCCAUCAUCAAAUAAAUUCUUCUCUACUAUGUACAAGGAAA